GGACUCAAUGACUUGGAGGGUGACCGUCAUGAGUUACGCAAUGGUGACCAUCAGACCUGAUCCAUGAGUCUCAAUGCAGCACAAGCAUUGCUUGUGCGGACGUCACGAUAAAAUCAAGUGGACCCAUGGGCCGGGACAAUUGGGCAAUUGAAUAUCGCCCAGCAGGAGCGAGGGAUGUUUUAAUGUAAUGCAGGUACAAGAAGGUAUUUCUUACACAGUACAGCUCUAAUCUCAGCAAGGGUCCUAGAGGGACUACAGAUUGCUUGACGCUCGAGUCUGCAGCAGAACUUGACCCUCUCGUAUCGCAUAAUCCCCUUCCAAACAAACACACAACGCCGUCGUCAAAGUCAUACGAUCUUGAUCAUUUUCUAUUGCCGGCCUUGGGCUGCUACCUCUUGCCCGGAGUCGCGUUUUCUCCCUCCUGCCAGAGAAUUUGACAUGUCUGGAUUCUGGAAUUGAAAUCAAGAAUUCACUGGCUAAUCUUUGCCCGAGCUUUUGAGAGUGGUAUAUUCAGCAAUAGGGGCAGUCGAUACAUGCCAUUCUGUUUCUUGUUUGUUCUUGACCUCCGAGCGUCGUCUGCUCCAAAAACCCGUGUUUUGAUAGCAAAGAGUCGGAAACAUUCAGACAGGACAGGUUCAGAUAAAUUCGAGUGAGGGAUGGAGAAUGGAGAAGAUCCGCCGUUUGAACCCACAUGGGAGUCGCUGGCACAUUACAAGAUCCCAGAGUGGUACCAGAGGGACAAGUUCGGCAUCUUCAUCCAUUGGGGGGUUUACUCGGUACCCGCGUUCGGCAACGAAUGGUACCCGCGCAACAUGUACAUAAAAAACUCUGCGGAGUACAAACACCACAUCGAGACGUAUGGCCCUCACACCAAAUUCGGCUACAAAGACUUCAUCCCGCAGCUGACAGCUUCCAAUUUCGAUCCGCUUGCAUGGGCCGAUCUAUUCCGAGACGCAGGCGCUCGCUUCGUCGUUCCCGUGGGCGAGCACCACGACGGCUUCGCCAUGUACGAUUCGUCGGUGUCCAGAUGGUCCGCAACCAAGAUGGGCCCGCGACGAGACGUGAUCGGCGACCUGGCCUCCGCUGUGAGAGAUCGCGGAUUGGUGUUCGGCGUCUCGUGCCACCGAGCCGAGCACUGGUGGUUCUUCAACGGAGGCAAAAGCUUCCCUUCCGACGUCCAAGACCCGAGGUACCGAGACCUCUACGGGCCAGCGAUGCCCGACACUCUGCAACCGGACGCCACAUUCUUGGAGGAUUGGCUCACGAGGUGCUGCGACCUCGUGGACAAGUACAAACCGCAAGUGUUCUACUUCGACUGGUGGAUCGAGCAGCCCGCAUUCAAGCCAUACCUGCAACGAUUCGCAGCAUAUUACUACAAUCGAGCUGCGGAGUGGAAGAAAGGCGUGGUCAUCAAUUACAAAUUCGAAGCAUAUCCCGAGGGCUGCGCUGUGCUCGACAUGGAGCGAUCUCACCUCGAUCGAAUCCGGCCUCUGUUUUGGCAGACCGACACUUCGGUGUCGCGGAACUCGUGGGGCUACGUCGAGAAGCAGGACUACAAACAAUGCAAGGACGUGAUCUGCGACCUGCUGGACGUCGUGAGCAAGAACGGCGCGCUGCUGCUGAACAUCGGGCCCAAGCCGGACGGAACCAUCCCGCAGGAGGAGCAGGAGUUGCUGCGGCAGGUGGGAGCGUGGUUGAAGAAAUACGGCAGUGCCAUCUACGGGACGCGGCCGUGGAAGGUUUUCGGCGAAGGCCCCACGGAUACGUCCGGAGGCUCCGAUGAGCGGCACGACCCCUUCACCUGCCAGGAUAUCCGGUUCACCGUCGGCGCAGAAGGCGCCCUGUACGCGACGGCUAUGGCCUGGCCCGACGACCUCAAACUCACUGUCUGCUCCGUCGGGAGUAACCUCCGCCUCUUCGGCGGAAAGGUGGAGAGCGUGACUCUGCUCGGACACGAAAACCUGACAUUGAAGUGGACCUGUGACGGCGCAGGAUUACAUGUUACUCUGCCUACAGUUCCUCCCCUGAACGGGGCUAUGACUUGCACUUUGAAGAUUGUAGGGGACGUCAAGUCCGGCUUGAACCCCGUCGGGCCACCUGACCAUGGCCUCGGAAUCAAGUCCUCGUUGUGAGCUUCUGUGAGUCCACUUCACGUAGAUGGACACGUGAUGUAUCUUUAGUCCAUGCCUGGAGACCUUGCUGUGAAAUUCUCUUUAGAAAAAACUGACCAGGUAUUUUUCAGUGUGAGCUGAUCUUACUCAAAGAUAAAGUAGAUCCAUUUCGCGCAUGCAGUGAGAGUUCCUUGUAAAUACGAAGACAGAAAGGUGCCACCGGACGAUGUAAUUUGCCAAAGUUAAACAACAACUACUCGUUGAAAUGG
This is a messenger RNA of Marchantia polymorpha subsp. ruderalis, 2380 nucleotides long. The record is from the annotation of a GenBank genome assembly. Lineage: Eukaryota; Viridiplantae; Streptophyta; Marchantiopsida; Marchantiales; Marchantiaceae.